GGGACCCGGGCGGAGGGCACCCGCCGGCCCGGUACGGCGUCCGCCAUGGCGACGCGGCAGGCCGCUUCCAGCCCGGAGGAGGGCGGGCGGCGCCCGCGGGGGGACCCUGCGGCCGGAGCUGCGUCGCCGCCGGUGCUUCUGCUCCGCCACUUCUGCACGGUCCCCUUCCUCUGCUUCGGGGACGUCCGCGUGGGCGCGUCGCGGACGCGGUCUCUGGUGCUGCACAACCCGCACGGAGAGCCUCUGCAGGUGGAGCCGUCGCUGGUGCGCGCCGCCGCCCAGGGCUUCAGCGUCUCACCCAACCGCUGCGAGCUGAAGCCUAAAGAAAAAAUUACUGUUUCUGUUACCUGGACACCACUGAAAGAAGGGCGAGUGAGGGAGAUUGUGACAUUUCUUGUAAAUGAUUUUCUGAAGCACCAGGCUAUAUUACUAGGAAAUGCAGAAGAGCAUAGAAAGAAAAAGAGAAGUCUUUGGAAUACCAAUAAGAAGAUUCUGGCCUCUUCAAGACAUACUAAAAGGACUUCCAAAAACCAAAAUUUUAAUGAAUCAUUUAUUAUUUCACAAAAAGUUGACAGAAUUAGGAGCCCACUGCAGGCUUGUGAAAAUCUGACUAUGAGUGAAUGCUGUUCUCCAACAGAAAACAAUUCUUUAUCCCUUGAAGAAAACAAAAUACCCACUUCUUCUAUUAGCCCUGUUAAAGAAUGCCAGAGUGACACUACUUGCUUGCCACAGUUUUUCUCCAGGUCUACUGCCUAUUCAUCUCUUCAUGCAUCUGAAAAUGCACAACAUUUAAAAGUACAAGAUGCCAGUGUUUCAAAAGAUUUUAAUUUUAAUGAGGAAGUCACAAAUGAGACUUUUUUAAAUCCUGUUGGUGACCAAAGUGAAGGGGAGAGUAAAUUUACUCUUGCCCCAAGCUGUUCUUCACCUUUGAAUGUUACACAUAGCCAAAUAAAUUUUCUAAGUCCAGAUUCUUUUAUAAAAAACAGCUGUACAUCUGAUAACGGCCUAGGAUUAAAAAGAAAUGUCUCGUCAGAUACAUUUAGGACCGAUCACUCAGACUCUCUGUGUUUGGAAUCCCAAACUGUACAUAAAGUUUAUCAAACAAUCUUAAGCCCAGAUUCUUUUUUAAAUGAUAAUUAUGGACUUAAAAAAGGUCUAAAAUCAGAAUCAGUCAAUCCCAUUUCACCUCCAACACAAUUUGUAAAGGAUAACAUGGUAUGUGUAGGUCAGCAAACAUGUAAGUUAGCAGCAGUAUCAAGUAAAUCUCAUCAGGAUUGGAGAAUAAAUGAAGGGUUGGCAUAUAACUCAGAGUGUCAACAUUUAGAAACUCCCAAAGUCAGUUUUGAAAAACAAAGCCCUAUAGAAAUGAAGUCACAUAACCAUGGUUUUACAAAACAAAAUUCCAAUAUUUCUGAGUUUCAAGAUGCUUCUCUGUGUAACCAGAGUGAACAACCGAAGAGACGCCCAAUUCUUUCAGCCACUGUUACCAAGAGGAAGCCCACUAAUGCCAGAAAACAGCUACCUGAGAUUGAUAAACCAAACACAAAAAGAUGCCUUAAGGAUAUAGUAGGUGAAUGUGGAAAAGAAAUGGGUGACUCAGAAGAGAAAGGCUUUCAUUCUUAUCUUCCAGUUGUGAAGCCAGUAAUGAGUAAACGUCAGAGUUCUAAGAAUGAGGUAACACCCUCAACCAUACUUUCCUCUGCUCCUAAAAGAAAGAGCAGUGGAACUAUGGAAGACACAAGUGGAAAGCUGGCUGUUACAGAACAUGCAGAGGUGUGUGAAAUUAAACGAAUCCAUUUUUCUCCUCUCAAAUCUACACUAUCAACUAUUGCAAGAACCAAAAGGAAAGAAGCACUUGCCCCAAGGCGUAUUAGCAGCUCAGAGAAGUCAAGCCUGAGGAAGAAAACUGAUUCAUUAGUUUUAAAAACGCCUCUUUCUAAAACAAAGAAAAGGACACGACCUGUUGUUGGAGUAGCACAGUCUCAUCUGACCUUUAUAAAACCAUUAAAAGCAGCUAUUCCUAGACACCCAAUGCCAUUUGCUGCAAAGAACAUGUUUUAUGAUGAACGCUGGAAGGAAAAGCAGGAGCAGGGCUUUACCUGGUGGCUCAAUUAUGUAUUAACGCCUGACGACUUCAAUGUGAAAACAAGUGUUUCUGAAGUGAACACUGCCACCCUUGUUCUGGGAGUGGAGAACCAACAUAAAAUAAGUGUCCCAAAAGCCCCUACAAAAGAUGAAGCGUCUCUCCGAGCUUACACAGCCAGCUGCAGGCUGAACAGACUACGUCGUACAGCUUGCUCCUUGUUUACAUCUGAAAAAAUGGUUAAAGCUAUUAAAAAACUUGAAAUUGAAAUUGAACUUGGGCGGUUAAUUGUUCGGAAAGAUAGACACCUCUGGAAAGAUAUUGGACAACGCCAAAAAGUCCUGAAUUGGCUCUUGUCAUAUAAUCCUUUGUGGCUUCGAAUUGGCCUGGAGACAGUUUAUGGAGAACUUAUCCCUUUGGCAGACAACAGUGAUGUCACAGGGCUGGCCAUGUUCAUUCUGAAUCGCUUACUUUGGAAUCCUGAUAUAGCAGCUGAAUACAGACACCCCACUGUCCCCCUCCUGUUUCGAGAUGGUCACGAAGCAGCUUUGUCUAAGUUCACACUGAAAAAAUUACUGUUGUUGGUCUGUUUCCUUGACCAUGCUAAACUUUCCAGACUUAUUGAUCAUGAUCCUUGUCUGUUUUGUAAAGAUGCUGACUUUAAGGCUAGUAAAGAACUUCUUCUAGCCUUUUCACGAGAUUUCCUAAGUGGUGAAGGCGACCUUUCUCGUCACCUUAGCUUAUUGGGAUUACCUGUGAGCCAUGUUCAGACCCCUCUUGAUGAAUUUGAUUUUGCUGUUACGAACCUUGCUGUGGACCUGCAAUGUGGGGUGCGCCUUGUGCGAGCCAUGGAACUUUUGACACAGAACUGGAGUUUAUCCGAGAAACUUAGGAUUCCUGCAAUAAGUCGAGUUCAGAAGAUGCACAAUGUUGAUAUUGUUCUUCAGGUCCUCAAAUCCCGAGGAGUUCAACUGACUGAUGAACAUGGAAACACUAUCUUGUCUAAGGACAUUGUGGACAGGCACAGAGAGAAAACACUGGGGCUGCUUUGGAAAAUAGCAUUUGCUUUUCAGGUGGAUAUUUCCCUUAAUUUAGACCAAUUAAAGGAAGAAAUUGACUUUCUAAAACGUACGCGCAGUGUAAAGGCAGCAAUAGCUGCACUGACAUCCCAUUCUCAAGCUGUUGCUAAUAAGCAAAAAGACAAAAGGAACAGUGGGUCCUUUGAACACUAUGGUAACAAUGUGAAGCUAUUGAUGGAUUGGGUAAAUGCCGUUUGUGCCUUCUAUAAUAUAAAGGUGGAGAAUUUUACAGUGUCUUUCUCAGAUGGCCGUGUGCUGUGCUAUCUGAUCCACCAUUACCACCCGUGCUAUGUGCCUAUCGAUGCUAUAUGCCAGCGCACCACUCAGUCCGUGCCCUGCGCACAGACCGGUUCAGUGGUGUUGAACUCUUCAUCCGAAUCUGAAGGAAGCUGUCUGAAUCUGUCUCUUGAAGCACUGGAUCAUGAAAACACUCCAGACGUAUACAAAGAGCUUCUAGAAAAUGAAAAGAAAAAUUUUCACGUGGUGAGAUCUGCAGCUAGAGAUCUUGGAGGAAUACCUGCUAUGAUUCACCGUUCAGACAUGUCAAAUACAAUUCCAGACGAAAAGGUGGUUAUUACCUACUUGUCAUUUCUUUGUGCAAGGCUUCUGGAUCUCCGUAAAGAAAUAAGAGCUGCCCGACUUAUCCAGGCAACAUGGAGAAAAUAUAAACUAAAGAGAGACCUGAAACACCAUCAGGAAAGAGAUAAAGCUGCUAGAAUUAUUCAGUCAGUUGUUCUCAGUUUUCUAAGUAGACGAAGACUGCAAAAAAACGUCAGGGCAGCUGAAGUCAUUCAGAAAUGGUGGAGAAGAGUCACCGCACAAAGGAAGUUGCUGAUGCUGAAAAAUGAAAAACUAGCCAAACUUCAAAGGAAAUCAGCAUUGCUUAUUCAGGCUUGCUGGAGAAGAUACUCCACCAGGAAACAGUUUCUGAAGUUGAAAUACUAUUCAGUCAUUCUUCAGUCUAGGAUAAGAAUGAAAAUUGCGCUGACAUCUUAUAAACGAUACCUUUGGGCCACAGUUACAAUUCAGAGACGUUGGCGUGCCUGUUUAAGAAGAAAACAAGAUCAACAAAGAUUUAAAAUGCUGAAAUCUUCAUCCCUUGUAAUUCAGUUUAUGUUCAGAAGGUGGAAGCGACGCAAGUUGCAGUUACAAACCAAAGCUGCAGUCACGUUGCAGCGAGCUUUUAGAGAAUGGCAUUCCAGGAAACAAACACAAGAAAGAUCCGCUGUCGUGAUUCAGUCGUGGUAUAGAAUGCACAGGGAAUUGCAGAAAUAUGUUUAUAUUAGAUCUUGUGUUAUAGUCAUCCAGAGACGAUUUCGAUGCUUUCAAGCCCAAAAGUUAUAUAAGAGAAGGAAAGAUGCUGUCCUGACUCUCCAGAAACACUACAGGGCAUAUCAGAAGGGGAAGCUAGCACGCACCAACUAUUGGCAAAAACGAGCUGCUGCCGUUCGACUACAGGCUGCAUUCAGGGGGAUGAAGGCUCGCAAUUCAUACAGAUUGCAAAUUCAGGCUGCCUGUGUUCUUCAGUCCUAUUGGAGAAUGAGACAGGAAAGAAUUAGAUUUUUAAACCUUAAAAAGAUUGUUAUCAGAUUACAAGCACACAUAAGAAAACAUCAACAACUACAGAAAUAUAAGAAGAUAAAGAAAGCAACUAUUAUAAUUCAGACUCAUUUCCGUGCUUCUGUUUCAGCCAGGAAAGUUCUCGCAUCUUAUCAGAAAACACGGUCUUCAGUCAUUGUUCUACAGUCUGCAUAUAGAAGGAUGCAGGCCAGGAAAAUGUUUUGUCACACUUUAACUUCUGUUAUAAAAAUUCAGUCAUAUUAUCGGGCUUAUAUAUCCAGAAAGAAAUUUCAGAGCUUGAGAAAUGCUACAAUAAAGCUGCAGUCAAUUGUUAAAAUGAAACAAACACGCAAGCAGUAUUUACAGUUAAAAGCAGCUACACUAUUUAUCCAGCGGUGGUAUCGUUCUCAAAAAAUGGCUGCGCAAAAAAGAAAAGACUACACACAGAUGCGUGAAUCCUGUAUCAAAUUGCAAGCAUAUUUUAGAGGAUGCCUGGUCAGAAAGCAGAUGAGGUUGCAAAGCAAAGCUGCCACUUCUCUACAGUCUUAUUUCAGAAUGAGGAAGGCGAGGCAGCACUAUCUGAAGGUGUGCAAGGCGGCUGCUGUGAUUCAGAGUUUCUACCAUGCCUACAAAGCACAAGUCUGUCAAAGGCAGGACUUCCUGCGGGUCAAAGGAGCAGCUAUCUGUUUGCAGGCAGCUUACAGAGGCUACAAAGUACGCCAGCUGAUCAAGCAGCAGUCUACAGCUGCUGUUACAAUUCAGAGAGUUUUUAGAGGCUACAAUCAGAGGAUGAAGUACCAAAAUGUACUUCAGUCUGCUGUGAAGAUUCAGAGAUGGUACAGGGCAUCUAAGAUUGCUAAAGACAUGAGAACACGAUUCCUAAAGACAAGAGAGGCUGUGCUUUCUCUCCAGUCCGCCUACCGUGGCUGGCAAGUUCGACAGCAGCUCAGGAGGGAGCACCAGGCUGCAGCGAAGAUCCAGUCUACUUUUAGAAUGCUCUUGGCCCAGAGGCAGUUUAAACUAUUACGAACAGCUGCAGUAGUCAUCCAGCAGCAUGUCCGGGCAUGGGCUGCAGGAAAGAGGCAGCGCUUAGAGUACCUUGGACUCCGUCAUGCAGCUCUGGUGUUUCAGGCUGCAUGGAAAGGGAAGAUGCUGAGAAGACAGAUUGACUGGCAGUACAAAUGUGCUGUCCUCAUACAGUCUUAUUACAGAAUGCAUAUUCAACGAAGGAAGUGGAAGGUCAUGAAAAUGGCUGCUCUUCAGAUUCAGGUGUAUUACAGGACUUACAAAGCUGGAAAAGAACAGCGCUUUUUAUAUCUGAAAACAAAAGCAGCUGUAGUAAUUUUGCAGUCAGCUUACCGUGGUAUGAAAGUGAGAAAACAAAUUAAAGAAUACCACAAAGCAGCAGUCACCAUACAGUCUAAAUUUAGAGCCUACCAAACCCAAAAGAAAUAUACAAACUAUAGAGCUUCAGCUAUUAUAAUUCAGAGAUGGUAUCGGAAUAUUAAAAUUACAACCAUGCAUCAUCAGGAAUAUCUUAACUUAAAGAAAGCAGCAAUUAAAGUUCAGGCCACUUUUAGAGGCAUCAGAGCAAGAAGACAUGUUCAACACAUGCACAUGGCAGCCACGCUUAUUAAAGCCAUGUUUAAGAUGCAUCAGUCCAGAGUAAGAUACCACAGGAUGAGAACGGCAGCUGUUGUCAUUCAGGUGAAAUACAGAGCAUGGUGUCUAGGUAAAGUUCAACGUGAGAAGUACCUGAGAACUUUGAAGGCUAUUAAAACUCUUCAGGCUGGUGUCAGAGGAGCAAGAGAUAGACAGACUAUAAGAAAGAUGCAGAUGGCAGCCACACUCAUUCAGUCACACUUUAGAAGAUACAGACAGCAAACAUAUUUUCAUAGGUUGAGGAAGGUGACAAAAAUGAUUCAACAGAGAUACCGAGCAGUGAAAGAAAGAAACAUUCAGUUUCAGAGGUACAGUAGACUGAGGCAUUCUACAAUACUCAUUCAGGCUGCCUUUAGGGGACUGAGAACUAGGAGACAUUUGAAAGCAAUGCAUUUAGCUGCAACUCUUAUUCAGAGGAGAUUCAGAACUCUACAGAUGAGAAGAAAGUUCCUCAUUCUCAGGAAAACUGUUAUUUGGAUUCAGAGACAAUACCGUGCAAGAAUUCAUGCAAAGUAUUAUCAACAACAAUUACUGUUAGAAAAGGCAGUUACUAAGAUCCAGUCUUUAUACAAAGGAUGGGUGGUAAGAAAAAGGGUGCAAAAGAUGCACAGAGCUGCAACCGUUAUUCAGGCCACCUUCCGAAUGCACAGAGCCUGGGUGAGGUACCAGGGUUUAAAGCGGGCAGCAGUUGUGAUCCAAAAGCAAUACCAAGCAUACAGAGCUGAAAAACUGCAGAGUCAGCUUUUCAAACAGAAACAGGCUGCUGUGAUCCUUCAGGCUGCCUUUAGGGGGAUGAAAACCAGAAGUCACCUGAAGACUAUGCAUUCUUCUGCAACCCUUAUUCAGAGUAAAUAUAGAGCUCUCGUAGCAAGGAGGAGAUUCAUUGCUCUCAGAAAAGCUGCUGUAUUUGUUCAGAGGAAAUAUCGAGCCACCAUUUGCGCCAAGCAUAAAUUGCACCACUUCUUGCAGUUACGAAAGGCAGCCAUUACAAUACAGUCAUCUUAUCGAAGACUGAUGGCAAGAAAGAAGUUACAAGAAAUGCACAGGGCUGCAGUUCUCAUCCAGGCUACUUUUAGAAUGCACAGAACAUAUGUUAGAUUUCACACUUGGAAACGUGCCUCAAUUACAAUUCAGCAGCAUUAUCGAACAUACAGAACUAUAAAACUACAAAGAGAAAAACUUAUCAGACAGUGGAACUCUGCUGUGGCCCUUCAAGAUGCACACGAAAGAAUGAAAGCCAGCCAGCUUGUAAAAGAACACAGUGCCGCUGUCAUAAUACAAAGCACAUACAGGAUGCACAGGCAGCAUUGUCUCUACCAGCAGCUACGGUGGGCUGCAAAAGUAAUACAAGGAAAAUAUAGAGCAAAGAAAAAGAGACAGCAAGCUCUUCUACCCAGUGCAUGUGAGGAAGAAACAACUCUUCUUCCGGCGCAUUUUCAGGGUUUGAACAUUACAGAACAAGUUCAGCAGCAGCAUGAAGCUGCCCUGACUAUACAGAAACAUUUUAGAGCCUUUAAAAUGAGGAGGCAAAUGGAGUCUGAGAGAGGCUUCCAGGCUGUAUGGAGAACGUAUAAAGCUAAGAAAUACUCAUCCAAAGUGGAAGCUGCCUGUAGGAUUCAAGCUUGGUAUAGAUGUUGGAGAGCACGCAAGGGAUAUGUAGCUUUAUUAAAAGCUGUUAAAAUUAUUGAAGGUUACGUCUGUGCUAAGCUGGAGAGAAUGAGGUUCUUGAAGAUGAGAGCAUCAGCAAUUAUAAUUCAAAGGAAAUGGAGAGCUACACUCUCUGCAAGAGUAGCUCACAAGAAUUUGAUUUUAAAAGUUUCAGAACAAAGAGCCAAAAUUCGACUUCUCCACUUUACAGCAGCUGCUUACUGUCACAUGUGUGCGUUUAGAAUCCAGCGAGCCUAUAGGUUCCACAUGGCUGUGAAGAAUGCUACGAAGCAUGUGAAUUCAGUCGUCUUUAUUCAGAGAUGGUUUCGAAGAAGACUACAACAAAAGAGGCUUAUUGAACAGUAUCAUAAGAUCAUAAAAACUGAACGUGAAGUUCAAGAAUGUCAGCUCCGGCAGAAUAAGGCUGCAUCUGUGAUACAGAAGGCUGUACGCCACUUUCUCCUUCGCAGAAAACAGAAAAAAAUGAAUAACAGUGCCACAAGAAUUCAGGCGUUAUGGAGAGGCUAUUCUUGGAGGAAGAAAAAUGAUCACACAGAAAUUAAGGCUAUUCGGUUAAGCCUCAGAGCUGUCAGUAAGAACGUUGAGGAGGAGAACAAGCUCUACAGAAGAACUGCACGUGCGCUUCAUCAUCUGCUGACGUACAAACACUUGUCUGCUAUCCUGGAUGCUUUGAAGCACCUGGAGGUUGUUACCAGAUUAUCUCCACUUUGCUGUGAGAAUAUGGCUGAAAGUGGAGCGAUUUCUACAAUCUUUGUUGUCAUCCGAAGCUGUAAUCGUAGUGUCCCCUGUAUGGAAGUCGUUGGCUAUGCUGUUCAAGUAUUGCUGAAUGUGGCAAAGUAUGAUAAGACCAUCUCAGCAGUUUACGAUGCUGAAAACUGUGUGGACACACUGCUGGAGCUUUUGCAGAUGUACAGAGAGAAGCCUGGUGACAGAGUUCCUGAGAAGAGUGCAAGCAUUUUCACAAGAACUUGCUGCUUACUAGCGGUGCUCUUGAAGACAGAGCAUUGUGCUUCUGAUGUACAUAGUAGAUCAAAAGUCAUCGAUCGUAUUUAUCGUCUCUACAAAUUUACAGUUCCUAAGCAUAAAAUAAAUAAAGAAGGGUUAUUUGAUAAGCAGAAGCAGAAUUCCUGGACUGGCUUUGCUUGUAUAUCAGAAAGAUCUGUGAAGAGCAGAAUAAUUUCGAGACUUAAGCCACAGUGGGUUUUAAGGCGUGAUAAUAUGGAAGAAAUCACAAAUUCAGUGCAAGCUAUUCAACUGUUGAUGGAUACCCUUGGCAUUCCGUAUCAGUAAAUGGAAACAUUUUCACUGUGGGACUGUAAAAAAAUUACACCAAUCAUGAAUACAUGGAGCAGUUUUUACUGUCAGUGUAAACUGUUUAGAUAUGACUUUGUAUAAAAAUAAAAAUGUAUAUAUUACAUGCUACUAAAUUGUUUAAUAAAACCU
Molecule: messenger RNA, 9495 nt
Organism: Meriones unguiculatus (Mongolian gerbil)
Lineage: Eukaryota; Metazoa; Chordata; Mammalia; Rodentia; Muridae
Gene: Aspm
Product: assembly factor for spindle microtubules
Exons: 27
Coding region: 46-9342 (3098 amino acids)
Molecular function (GO): protein binding
Source: RefSeq, a predicted model, not a curated record